This is a messenger RNA of Mucor mucedo, 1330 nucleotides long. RefSeq lists its product as uncharacterized. NCBI's taxonomy places the organism in Eukaryota, Fungi, Mucoromycota, Mucoromycetes, Mucorales, Mucoraceae. The record is from RefSeq and is a predicted model, not a curated record. The transcript is spliced from 2 exons. Gene Ontology annotation, molecular function: nucleic acid binding. The coding region runs from base 278 to 1171 and encodes 297 amino acids.
GUCUCAAUAAAAGUCCUAGAAUGUUAUGCAGUCUAUCAAAAGUAUCAACAGCGGCAAACAUACAAUUACAAAGCCAGCCAAUUUUUGCGAUUAUUUCUUUCCUUUUACACACAUAAAAAAAAAAAUGAAUUCUUGGGCACAAGAAAAGGUAAAUUAAUAAACAUGAAUCAACUAAUGGUCCAUUGUUUUACCAUUAUUUUCUCUCUCUCUUUCUCAGUCUGAACUUUUAGAGACAGAGCCCUCCAUCUAUUCAGAUUAUGAAACCACACAAGUCUCGAUGGAAUGCCACAUUCCCGAAUCCAACAUCGGUUACCAAUUACUGCAAAAAAUGGGUUGGACUGCAGGUAGAGGGUUGGGAUCCAGAGGACAAGGAAGAGUGGACCCGAUUCGUAUCGAAUUAAAAGACGACGCUCUUGGUGUCGGUAAAGCUCGCGAAUUCGACACAAACCAUAUCGAAAGCACCUCCAAAAGAAAAGCACUGGACAGUGAAAAGCAAAUGGAUGAAUCCGAAAUACAACGGACAGAACGAGAAUACAGAGCCGAAAAGAAACAGGCCAUCGAAAAGGAGUUACAGCAGGUCAAACGCGUCUUUUACUGUGAAUUAUGCGAUAAACAGUACAAGAAAGUAAGCGAGUAUGACCAGCAUCUUCAGAGUUACGAUCACCAUCAUAAAAAGAGGUUCAAGGAUAUGAAGGAAACCGCGAGAAAUUCCAUCAUGAAUCAGUCUGAACGAGAAAAGAAACUGGCGAGAGAAAGAAAACGCGAGGAAAAGGAAUUGAAGCGUAUGCAAGAAGCCAUGCAAAAGAAGUUGGGUCAACCAGAUCAGCCUGUGACUAAGCCUUCUAUUCCUACAACCACAACUGCACCUAAUAGUGUGCCAUCCAAUGGUAAUGGUGGAUGGGCUAGCACAACAGGUGGGUGGGGUCAGCCUGUCACCGUUCCCGUGGCUACAAAAACACAAGUGCCUCAGCCAUCUGCCGUGCUUCAACCAUCCACAGUGCUUCAUUCAUCCACAGUAACUCAGUCAUCUACAAUGCCUCAUUCAUCCACAGUGCAUCAGUCAUCUACAGUGACCCAAGCACCAGCAGCAUCUCCUGCGGUACAAGCGCCCAAGAAACUAGCGUUUGGAUUGAAGAAGAAUGUAUUUCAGUUUGGCAUGAAAAAGAAAUGAGUGUAAGGAUGUACGCGCGCUAAUAAAAUUCGCGACAUAGGAUAUGCGCGCGCGGGCCACGAAAAAUCAAUUGAUUUUAGUGGCUUAUAGUUCAAAUCUCCCCCUUCCCCUGGUCCUUUGGAAAUAAACACCCCGCCAUUUUUUUUUCUUUUCUCUCUU